Messenger RNA from Humulus lupulus (European hop), 765 nucleotides. RefSeq lists its product as uncharacterized. Gene Ontology annotation, biological process: DNA integration. The transcript has 4 exons. The record is from RefSeq and is a predicted model, not a curated record. Lineage: Eukaryota; Viridiplantae; Streptophyta; Magnoliopsida; Rosales; Cannabaceae. Gene Ontology annotation, molecular function: RNA-DNA hybrid ribonuclease activity; nucleic acid binding. The coding region runs from base 1 to 765 and encodes 254 amino acids.
AUGGAGGAGGAGAUGAAGAAGAGGGGCAAUCAGUCACAGAAGGAGAGCCAAGGAGCUCUGAGGAAUGGAGCAUGCACGUGGAUGGAGCAUCCAACGAAGGAGGAUCUGGAGCAGGUGAAGAGGGAGUACCAAGCGAGGGGCCCCAAGAUGGCUGCAUACUUGGAAAGGGUAAGAGGCUAUUUGGAACAGUUGGUGGAGUAUAGCAUAGAGCAUAUCCCGAGAGAGAGGAAUACCCAUGUUGAUGCCCUCGCAAAGCUGGCGUCCACCAAAGAUGGGGAUACCCUUGAAUCAGUGCCUGUGGAAUACUUACCAAGGCCAAGCGUUGUUAAUCCAUACGUUCACAUGGUCAGCAUCCCAAAGGAGUCAUGGGCCAACCCGAUUAUAAGCUACCUGAAGGAUGGAGUUGUGCCAACAGACAAGAAGGAGGCUCGAAGGCUAGUUGAUAAGGCCGCCCGAUACACCUUGGUAGAUGGGAUCUUAUAUAAGAGGGGGUUUUCUGUGCCACUCUUGCGAUGUGUUGACGAGGAAGAAGCUGUGAAGGUACUGUAUGAAAUACAUGAGGGUGAAUGCGGCAACCAUGCGAGUGGACCAUCCAUGGCUCAAAAAGCCAUGAGGCAAGGAUAUGGAGUGCCCUACAAGAAAAUUCCUGACAACGGAGCCCAGUUUGAAGGGGAAACGUUCGAGGAGUACUAUAGGGAAAGAGGGAUAAGGAGAAGCUUCUCGGCUGUUGUGCAUCCCCAGGCCAAUGGGCAGGCAAUAAUGUAA